Molecule: messenger RNA, 3534 nt
Organism: Podospora pseudocomata
Lineage: Eukaryota; Fungi; Ascomycota; Sordariomycetes; Sordariales; Podosporaceae
Exons: 6
Coding region: 1175-3520 (781 amino acids)
Biological process (GO): peptidyl-threonine phosphorylation; peptidyl-serine phosphorylation
Molecular function (GO): protein serine/threonine kinase activity; ATP binding
Source: RefSeq, a predicted model, not a curated record
GGCCGCUGCACCCACCACUCUAAGUCGCGUGUAGCUCAACGAAAAGCGUACCCGCCUGUGGUGGGCGCACCCCCCCCUCCACUUCCACAGAGACAAUCUGAAGCUGGAAGUACAUAUACUUCACAGCUACAUUGCGCUCCGACCAGAGACAUAACAACAGAGACGGAGGUUGACCCUCUGAACACCUGACCCGCUCGGCCUUACAAUUCAUGCACAUCUGUAAAUUCAACCUCUGUCAUUAAGUAUCUCAAGUCGAUCAUAUUUAUUGGGACAUGGAGGUUUAGAGAUGAGAUGUAUCAUUUUCACCAAAGUCCAGAAGACAUGAAGGCAACUAACCACGACAUUCACCAAAGAACCAGCAAAUAGAUCUUUGUGCGAGAUAGAAGAUGUCUUGCUGUGUCUUCACGAAUUCUUGACAGCUUGGAGACGGUGAAUUGACAGGUGCUGGGAAAUGGCAAGCAUGUCUCCGAUGCUCGCAUCCGAUGAAAGAAAGUAGAGCUGGGUACCUACGCGGCACCUCAACCAGCAUUCGUAACUGCCCACCUUGCAGACAAGAUCGUCAUGGAUGCGGAAGAUGCUGCCAGCAUCGGCUCUCAGGAAAUUGCAGUGGUUAGUUGGGCACAGGGCGAGUGUGCACAGAGUGCAUUUUCGGCAUCAUAAGGCUCUUGGAAAGUCGGUAAACACGGAAGCGCUGGAGGUAGCUGAGACCAUACCCAAAAUCAUUGACGGCAAUGUGCAACCACACGGCACAGAGCAUUGGACGCCUUCUCAGAGUGCAGAAUUUGAGGUCUUCAACUGCAAGAUUUGCUACAACAAGAGUAUGAACAAUCGCAAGGCUGGGGCCAAGGAAAAACCAGCGGUGUCGCUUAAAAAGAUGAGCUUCCCGUCAUACCAGAUUUAGAACAUGUUACUUCACUCCAUUCUUUCCACGAAAAAACCUAAAUCGACAUACAUGCCUAGCCUUCUUCUUUGUCCCAGCUUCAUCUAACUACUUUCAGCGCAUUUGUAGAUACCUACCUCCCUUCCCAGCCUCCCCAAAUAACCUUAGGUACCUAGGUAUCUACUCUACCCAGACCGCUAUCUACCUUGCCUAUUCAUCGUGCAUCACUUCGUUGCUGGAUUGCACACGACAGCACCUGGUAUCUUCACAUCUUUACCUGCCAAAUCUAUCACCAUGCCCGAUAACGACGACACACCACCACUUCCUGAAGACAAUAACGACUCACCACCAAUGCCUGAAGAUAACGACAACACAUCACUAAUUCCUGAAGAGGACGAUCCCUUGGAGAAGGCUACCGAAUACGAUGCACGAUCCAGCCAGCGCGACAGUCCUCAUUACAUUGCUAUGCGCGGAGAGACGCCCUCAGUAUUCGUCAACAAUGUUGCUAGUCCUCUCGAUUACGAUCGUGCGGCCAACAACCAAGGACCCCUUGAGGGAGGUCGGCGGUCCGAAAACCCUUCCAGUCUCAGGAGGAGUAAUAGCCAUGCAUCAUCAGCUCGCUCCGAAAUUACCGUAUGGGAUUUCGGGGAGGAACUGUGCGAUGCGUGCCAUCGAGACACUCUAGGAGAAAGGGAAGAAAUUCCCAUCGUGAGUCCCACCAGCACUAGCCCCGCCCUUAUGGUACGUCUUUGGUCACUUCGGCGUCCAAAGAACAGCCCGGACCACAAGCUACCACAUUUCUUCCCUUGGAGAUCUGUGGAAAAGCUCAUCACACCACAAGAGGUCAUCUGCGCUCUUCAAGGAGCUCGAAGUGGAUUGGCCGAUGAAAGAAUCGAGCGGUAUACAGACCAGAUUUGCCGACCUCAUAAGUGCACUGACGAUCGGGUAAGCAACUCUGGGUUUCGCAAAAUCUUCGCUAUUCUGGUCAGGAUGAGCCGCGCAGUGGACAUCACCCACUUCGUUGAUAGAGGCAUCUGUGACGGCGAUCUCCCAUUGACAGCUGUUCCAGUUGGCGAGGGUCAGAUGGAAAUGCGGCUACGGGGACAGGAGAACAAAAAGCUUGAUUUUCUCCGCCAUUGGGAUGACGAGCUUAAGCAUGAUGACUUUGAGAAGCUGCAAUGGACUAUGCUAGUACCUUACUUCGCCAAACGACCAGGGCACUCGGCGAGAUUGUAUGUGCUACCAAAGAAAGUCAUAUUACCAUGGCUCUCAGAGGACCGUCAGUAUGAUGGUGGCUACAGCUGGGUUUCAAAGGUGAAGAUCCACCCUCAUCAUCACAACUUCAACCAACUCGAAGACCAUAUGGUAUCCAGCAACCUCUUUGCCGUCAAACACUUGAAAGCGCAUUCAACCGAUGACGCCAGCAAUACUGACCUCUUCCCACCUGCCAACGGAACGCCAGGUGUUGCCAACCCGCAGGUGGUAGUUUCCAAAGCCACCGUCGUUUCUCAGUACGACAUAAAGACGGAGUUCGAACAAGAAAUCGAGAUAUUGAACCGUCUGAGCCGUCGUCCUCAUCCCCAUUUGAUCACCUUGCUCGCAGCAUACCAGCUUGGUGACGAAUGUUGCAUGAUCUUUCCUUGGGCUGACUGCGAUCUCAAGAGCAUGUGGCAAAUUUCACCGGACCCUGGAAACCCACUCGAGAAGAUCAAGUUGAAAUGGGUACUGGACCAGUGUUUGGGGCUAGCUCAAGGCCUUAACCAAAUCCACCACUCAAAACCUACGCCAACCCUCGGUGAGAGCAAGAUGUUGCAACGAGUAUAUGGCAGACACGGAGACAUCAAGCCGGAGAACAUACUGUUCUUCAGAGAUAAAACCAAGCCUGACGACAAGGGAAAACUGGUGAUUACCGACUUUGGGUUGACCCGAUAUCAUGGGAACGACACGAAGACGUACCUCCGUGAUAUGAAACCACCAGCCACGCCCACCUACCGUCCGCCGGAAUGCGACAUAACAACCUCUCCAAUCUCUCAGUCCUUCGACAUCUGGUCAUUCGGCUGCGUUUUACUUGAGUUUAUUGCCUGGUAUCUUGGUGGCUGGCCUCUCGUCGAACAGUUUGUUAAGAAACGGAAGCUUCAGAAUCCACUGAUGAACAACUGGCAAACAGAUCAGUUCUUCGAGAUCUUGCAAGAUAAUCCCAAUUAUGGGUCUGCCGGCACUGUGGUUGCGCGAGUUAAGCAGGAGAUUCAUGAGUUUGUCAGCGAGCUUCACUCACAUCCCUCUUGCUCAGAUACCAUUCAUCAUCUUCUCGAUUUUAUUAUGAGUGAGAUGAUCGUUGUUGAGCUCAAGAGGAAACGGACCGGGACGACCCAUGACUCCUCCAUGUCAAAGCAGGAUCACACACGGGCCCAAUGCGGCAAUGUUGUCAAGAAGCUGAUGUCACUUUGUGCACAGCUAGACCAACUUCCGGAUAUGUUGACGGCGACUCCUUAUAGUGCUAAGAUCAAGCCAUCGAUUGUCGUUGAGAUGAAGGGGUACCCUGUGGGAGGUAGGUACGCGGAGCUUCCGGUCAAUCGGGGCACUACUGUCAGGGCUACGGAUCGCCCGGAACACGGAUUGGGGCAUCCGGAAACUUGGUGAAAACGAUUUAGUGU